AUGGUUCAGAAAACUCCAUGUAUCCUUCUUCCUUUUGCUCUCCUCUUUCUUGAAUUCAUCUUAUUUUCAUCAUUAGCCAAACCAAUUCCAACCACAUUCGUCAACGUCUUAACCUACGGAGCUAAACCAGAUGGUUCAACAGACUCAACCAAAGCCUUCUUAGCCGCGUGGCACGUCGCAUGUACCUCUGCUAAUCCUACAACUAUUAUCGUACCAAAAGGACGGUUCUUGGUCGGAAACCUUGUUUUCCAAGGCAACAAGUGUACGGAUGCUCCAAUAUCUAUUCGUAUAGCCGGUUCAAUAAUUGCUCCGGAAGAUUAUAGAGUUAUCGCAAGCUCAGAACAGUGGAUUUGGUUCGAGGACGUUACUGAUGUUUCAAUCUACGGUGGAGUACUUGACGCGCAAGGUACUAGUUUGUGGAAAUGCAAGAACAACGGUGACGGAAAUUGCCCUAACGGUGCCAAGACUUUGUUAUUUACUGGGUCGAAUAACAUCAUUAUCAACGGUCUAACGUCGAUCAACAGCCAGAGAUUCCACAUAGUUAUCGAUAAUAGCAAUAACGUGAACAUUGACGGCGUUAAGGUUUCUGCUGAUGGAAAUAGCCCUAAUACCGAUGGGAUUCACAUCCAAUCAUCUCACUCAGUCCAUAUCACCAACUCGAGAAUAGGAACCGGAGACGAUUGCAUCUCCAUCGGUCCAGGAUCCACUUAUGUCAUCAUUCAAAACAUUCAAUGCGGUCCAGGGCACGGUAUUAGUAUCGGAAGUCUUGGGAGAGUAGAGGAAGAACAAGGAGUGGAGAACGUAACGGUGAGUAACGUGGAUUUCUUGGCAACGGAAAACGGAGUAAGGAUCAAAACAUGGGGUAAAACUAGCAAGAGUUUUGCUAGAAACAUCGUUUUCCAACAUAUUAAUAUGAAGAUGGUCAAGAACCCGAUCAUUAUAGACCAGCAUUAUUGUCUUGACAAACCUUGCCCUAUACAGGAAUCUGGAGUUGAAGUAUCAAAUGUGAGAUAUGAAGAUAUACGCGGGACUUCUAAUACGGAAGUGGCGAUUAUGUUGGAUUGUAGUAAGGAGAAACCAUGUACCGGUAUUGUAAUGGGCGAUGUGAAUCUCGUCUUGGUUAACCGGCCGGCUCAGGCUUCUUGCGAUCAUGCUGAUGGAUUAGCCAACGACGUCGUCCCGUUCGCUCCUUGUCUAAAGAGAGACUAA
Molecule: messenger RNA, 1209 nt
Organism: Eutrema salsugineum
Lineage: Eukaryota; Viridiplantae; Streptophyta; Magnoliopsida; Brassicales; Brassicaceae
Product: probable polygalacturonase At2g43860
Exons: 4
Coding region: 1-1209 (402 amino acids)
Biological process (GO): carbohydrate metabolic process
Molecular function (GO): polygalacturonase activity
Source: RefSeq, a predicted model, not a curated record